AUGUCAUUUGUUCGUGUGGCGUCGCGGCGACUGCCGCUGGCGAAGAGAGUGGUCUCCGCGGUUGAGUCACCGCUGCAGCGGCGGUAUUUGUCUGCGACUUCAGGAGCUCAGAAUGCUGUGAUCACCCCCGAUCCUGCUGCCGACUCCGUCUCCGUCGCUUUCGUCAAUGAGCGCGCACCGUACCUUGUUCCUACCUACGUUCGACCGAACCCGAUUAUGGUCAAGGGACAAGGAUGCUACUUGUGGGAUAUGGAGAACAGGCGGUACCUGGAUCUUACAGCCGGUAUUGCUGUAAACUCUCUCGGUCACUGCGAUCCGGAGAUCGCAAAGAUUAUUGCCGAGCAGGCCGAGACCCUUCUUCACGCCUCCAACCUCUACCAUAACGCCUGGGUUGGUGCUCUCAGCCAAGACCUCAUCACAUUAACCCGCGAGUCUGGUGGCAUGCGCGAUGCCGCUCAAGUCUUCAUCUCCAACUCCGGCACCGAGGCAAACGAGGCGGCCAUCAAGUUCGCCCGUAAGACCGGACGUGCCCGCGACCCGUCUGGCGCAAAGCACGAGGUCGUAUCCUUCCAGAACUCAUUCCACGGCCGUACAAUGGGCGCCCUCUCCGCUACACCAAACCCGAAAUACCAGACUCCCUUCUCGCCGAUGCUCCCCGGCUUCAAGUACGGAACAUACAACGAUAUCCCCCAGUUGCAAGAACUCGUCACCGAGAAGACCUGCGGUGUGAUCGUCGAACCCAUCCAGGGUGAGGGUGGUGUCAACGUUGCUACCCCCGAGUUCCUCAGUGCUCUGCGCAAGCGCUGCGAUGAGGUCGGGGCCGUUCUGAUCUUUGAUGAGAUUCAGUGCGGACUUUCUCGAACCGGCAGUUUCUGGGCUCACUCCCACCCCUCUUUCGCGCCUGCAUCCGGUGAGGCUGCACACCCCGACAUCCUCACCACCGCCAAGGCGCUGGGCAACGGUAUCCCCAUCGGCGCCACCCUCGUCUCCGGCAAGACCGUGGCCGACAACAUCAAGGCCGGCGAUCACGGUACCACCUUCGGUGGUAACCCUCUUGCCUGCCGCGUUGCACACCACAUUAUUCACCGCCUUGCCUCUCCAGAACUGCAAAAGUCCGUCCAGGAGAAGUCCGAGCUGCUAGUCUCUGGCUUCAAGGACCUGCAGAAGAAGUACCCUAACCUCGUCUCUGAGGUUCGCGGACGUGGUCUUAUUCUCGGCCUCCAGCUCUCUGGGGCCUUCGCCCCCAAGGCAUCAGAAAUUGUCACCGCCGCGCGUGAACGGGGCAUGCUAAUUAUCACCGCUGGUGACGGGUGUCUCCGGUUCGUCCCUCCUUUGACCAUCACCGCGGAGCAGCUGAAGACCGGCCUGAAAACCUUAGAGCAGGCCUUUGAAGCGGUUUCGAAGGCUUAG
Aspergillus puulaauensis is the source of this 1410-nucleotide messenger RNA. It is a transcript of the gene ARG8, whose product is annotated as acetylornithine transaminase. Gene Ontology annotation, biological process: arginine metabolic process. The coding region runs from base 1 to 1410 and encodes 469 amino acids. Gene Ontology annotation, cellular component: mitochondrial matrix. The transcript is spliced from 3 exons. NCBI's taxonomy places the organism in Eukaryota, Fungi, Ascomycota, Eurotiomycetes, Eurotiales, Aspergillaceae. Gene Ontology annotation, molecular function: transaminase activity; identical protein binding; pyridoxal phosphate binding. The record is from RefSeq and is a predicted model, not a curated record.